Pelagomonas calceolata is the source of this 1608-nucleotide messenger RNA. The record is from the annotation of a GenBank genome assembly. NCBI's taxonomy places the organism in Eukaryota, Pelagophyceae, Pelagomonadales, Pelagomonadaceae.
AUGCCUAUACAGUGCACCGCCGAGGACCCUCGGCCGCCGCGGCUGCCGCCGCGGCAGCCGCGGCGGCCGCGGCCGGCGAGCGACGAGGAGUCGAGCAGCGAGGAGGACGCCGGGAGCUGGGACGCGGAGUCGAACGAGUACUCGAGCGGGGGGUGGGAGGAGGCCGCGCGCCCGCCGACGCCCGACGAGAGCACGUUCGCCGUGCCGCCGCCGCCCGCGGCGGCGGGGCCGAGGACCCACGCCGUCCAGGCGCGGCUCGCGACGGCCGAGUGCACGGUCGAGGACCUCGGCGCGCGGGGCGAGAUCGCGACGGGCAUCUGCUUCCUCGACCACAUGAUCGACCAGCUGCAGUCGCACGGCCAGCUGGGCGUCGCGCUGCGCUGCCGCGUCGGGGACGGGCCGUGGGCCCGGCCGAACGAGCCGCUCGGCGCGGCCGCCGACGAGGCCGUGCACAUCGUCGGCGCGUGCGGCGAGGCGCUCGGCAGGGCGCUGCGGCGCGUGGCGCUGCGCGCGCGGACGCGGCCGCCCGACGUGGACAUCGUGCGCUUCUUCUGCCCCCUGGACGAGGCCUACGCGGAGUGCUGCCUCUGCCUGUUCCCGCCCGUCCGCGCGUCGGUCGGCGCCGACGUGGCGCUGGAGCCGUACGGCACGCACGCCGCGGGCCCCCGCGGCCGCGAGUUCGUCGGGACCUUCCGGACGCGCCACACGCCCGUCUUCUGGCGCGCGGUCGCGCGCGGCAUGGGCGCCUCCGUCGCGCUCGCGCGCUGGCGGGGCGACAACGCGCACCACGUCCUCGAGUCGGCCUUCAAGGCCUUCGCGCGCUGCUUCCGGAAGGGCCUGGACCGGCUCGGCGCCGCGGCGCCCGCGGCGCCGCCGGGCGCGGCCCGCACGGGCGCGCGGCGGCGCGUCACGAAGGAGACGUCCAUCGACGUCGAGGUCGACCUGGACGCGGCCUACGCCGCCGCCGACGACGCGGCGGGCGCGGAGGCGGCCUGGGACGGCGCGGCGAAGACGCCGGCGCAGCUCGAGGCGACGAUCCGCGCGCUGCCGCGCGUCGCGACGGGCGUCGACGGCCUCGACCGGCUCCUCGACGCGUUCGCGGCCGCGGCCGCCGUCAAGGUCAAGGUCCACUGCCGCGGCGACCGGCACAUCGACGACCACCACUCGGCCGAGGACGUCGCCAUCUCGCUGGGCCAGUGCCUGCACGAGGCCGUCGGCGACAAGGCGGGCCUGCGGCGCAUGGCGUUCGCGACGCGGCGCGUGGGGGCGUGCGAGGUGCGCGCCGUGCUCGACCUGUCGAACCGGCCGCACGUGACGUCGGACCUGCGCUUCGACGAGGAGUUCCUCGGGGACGCGGCGCCGGGCCCGGGCGAGGUCGGCCGCGCGCUGACGAGCGAGAUGGCCGCGCACGCCCUCGAGUCGCUGGCGCUCGAGGCCCGGUGCACGCUGCACCUGGCCUGCGUCGCCGACGACGGCCUGCCGGGCCACACGGCGAACCUGGCGCUGGCGGCGUUCGGCGCCUUCGGCGCCGCGCUGGGCGAGGCCGUGGAGGUCGACCCCCGCCGGCGCGGCGGCGUGGCGUCGAGCAAGGGGACCCUGUCGGCGUAA